UAAUGUACAUCAUAAUGGUAAAACGUUUGUAGUUCAACUGAUUUUUUUUAGUUGCACAAGUACGAUGUUCUCAAAAACGGUGAAUCAUCAAUUAGAGGGAAAAGUUAUUUUAUUUGGUAACGAAAAGUGAGGUUAAUCAGUUAAAGAAACAAGUAUCAAACUGUUUUAAUUAACGUAGGAGAUUUCUGAUUGAGACAGCACAUGAAAUUUUUUCGUUCAUCAGGAAGCACUAUCAUGACAGAUUCUCUAGAAAUAAAACCACCACAAGUAGCUGCAAGACAUCACAAAAUUUCAUCCCAUCGAAAAGAAAAGUACUCAAGUGAUCGAAGGGAAGUGAAAGAGUACAAGAUGAGGCAACAUCAUGAAGAUGGUAAGCACAGAGAUAAAAGCAGGGAUAUCAAGCAUCGAAGGUAUGAGGUGGAAAGUUCAGAAAAGCCCAAAAAAUCUGAUUCUUCAUCCAAAAGAGAAAAAGAAUCUAGACACGAAAGAAAGGAUGUUCGUACUAGUAGCACAGGAGAACGAUUGAUGGAAGACUUGCGAGAGAGUAAUAUUAGUCGCACCGCUCAAAGCAGAAUGCCCAACAGGCUUAUUGAUAAGAGACGAGAGCGACGAGAAGAACCUCUGGCACCGCGUGAAUACGCAACAGUACGUAACGAGCGUACUACAAGAGAAGUACGUCCUGACGAGUUACGUGAACGUCGAGAAUUGCGAAUAGCUGCAGCAGUAGCAGCAGCCGCCGCAGCCGUCGAAGAAGUCCAGGAGCCAUCGCGUAGUAGUAAACAUAAGAGACUAAGUGAUCAAAAUGUGAGUUCCAUUACACACGAAGUUUUGGUACAACAUCGCUCCAGUAAAGAGAAAAAACAUAAAAAGUCCAGAAAACACGACAAACUGAACGAACGAGAUAAAGAUAUGGAAAUAGCACAUCGAGAAAGACGGGCAAGGCAUCAGCAGCAGCAACCUAUCGACAUAAAUGUAUACGAAGAGCUUGAACGGAUGGAAGCAAUAGCGGCUGAGCAACACAUGGUUCUCACGAAAGAGACCCGACAAACGGACCAUGAAAUUCGUCGUCAAAGGCUACUCAUCGCCGAACGUGAAAUAAACUUUCAAAAAGAAAGCGCUCGUCUGGAAAGGGACGCCCGUCGACUGAAAAAACUGGAAAAGUCAGUCCCAGUUGUUCAGAUAUCAGAUGAAAGUGUGCAUAACUCCGAAUCAUCGUCGGAUUCCAGUAAUUCAAGUAGCGAUGAAGAAGAGGACGACGAAGAAACGGAAUCAAACCACUCAGAUUACAACGAUCCUAGUCCUCCGCACCGGAAUCGUCAUAAUAGGAAUGAAAACGAGGAUCAUUCGAGGUAUUAUGCCGAUACUAAUGGUACCAGGCACACGGAUUAUGUUGAAAUUAAAAACGAGGCAGAAGCCGAACUACCUCCUUAUUUCCCCGCCGUGCAAGGUUGCCGGAGCGUGGAAGAAUACAGGUGUUUGAACAAAAUAGCUGAAGGCACAUACGGAGUGGUGUACAGAGCUGAGGAUAGACGGACAAAAGAAAUCGUAGCUCUCAAAAGGUUAAAAAUGGAAAAAGAAAAAGAAGGCUUUCCCAUAACGAGCUUGCGAGAAAUCAAUACACUUCUUAAAGCACAGCAUCCCAAUAUUGUAACAGUACGAGAGAUAGUCGUUGGCAGUAACAUGGACAAAAUAUUUAUAGUUAUGGAUUAUGUUGAACAUGACUUAAAGUCGCUGAUGGAGACGAUGAAAUCGAAGAACCAUUGCUUCUCUUCCGGCGAGAUCAAAUGUCUCAUGCAACAAAUUUUGCGAGCAGUAGCACAUUUACAUGAUAACUGGAUUUUGCAUCGAGAUUUGAAAACGUCCAACUUACUUCUCAGUCACAAAGGAAUUUUGAAAGUUGGUGAUUUUGGUUUAGCUAGAGAAUAUGGUUCACCUUUGAAAUAUUAUACGUCAAUGGUGGUCACUCUCUGGUAUCGCGCACCGGAAUUGUUGCUUGGUAGCAAACAGUAUAGUACACCAAUCGAUAUGUGGUCCGUUGGAUGUAUCUUUGCAGAACUGGUGAAAAUGGAAGCAUAUUUUCCUGGAAAAUCAGACAUCGACUUAAUAAACAUGAUUUACCGGGAAUUAGGCACACCAACUGACAAAAUAUGGCCUGGUUAUUCCAAACUUCCUCUCGUCAAAAAAAUUAAUUUUGCUCAGCAUCCUGUAAAUAAUAUUAAAUCAAGAUUCCGUUUACAACUAUCUGACUUGGGAAUGGAGCUUCUAAAUAAGCUUCUAACAUAUGAUCCAAUGAAAAGAAUAACUGCGGAAGCGGCAUUGGAACAUGGCUACUUUAAGGAAUCUCCUCAGCCAAUUGAUCCAGCCCUAUUCCCAACAUACCCAGCAAAGUCAGAAUUUGGCAUACGAACGGUGAAUGCUUCGCCACAGGCACCGAGUGGUGGUCGUGAGUUCAAAUUUUUAUCGGAUAUAAUGGAUGAGGAAGACAACGAUGACAAUGGGGGCUUCCACAUGGGUCCAAGAGAAGCGAUCAGUCAGCCAAGCUUCCAAAUCAAAUUUUGACGGUGCUUUUUGCAACCAACAACGGGAUGGAGAAUAAAGCUUAUAUACAUAAGAAUGUACAAAGUAACUUUAGUGUAAAGUAUAUCAUUGUAUAAUAUACAAUGAUCACAAUGAAUGCGUAAGUUUUUCAUUUUUGAUCAAUGAUCAUUUUUACGAUUGAGACUAUGAGUUUGUUUAUUAUAAAUCCGACAUCAUUGGUAAAUAUAGAAAUUUACUUUUUUUUCUGGAGAACUGUUAUAUAUUUAUUUCAUUAAUAUUGAUAACAUCUUUACAAAUUAUAGAUUAUCUAGUUUGCAAGCUAAAAGCACAUUUCAUUGCCAAUCAUCAUUAUAAUAUUUUGUUAUUUUUUGUUCGUUACUAGUAAUUUAAUACACAUCGCGAUAAGCACAGCUAAGGAUGGUAAUUUUAUGGUAU
Phymastichus coffea is the source of this 2973-nucleotide messenger RNA. Its product is annotated as cyclin-dependent kinase 11B-like. Gene Ontology annotation, biological process: protein phosphorylation; regulation of mitotic cell cycle. Lineage: Eukaryota; Metazoa; Arthropoda; Insecta; Hymenoptera; Eulophidae. The transcript has 8 exons. Gene Ontology annotation, molecular function: ATP binding; cyclin-dependent protein serine/threonine kinase activity. Gene Ontology annotation, cellular component: nucleus. Bases 202 to 2559 code for a protein of 785 amino acids. The record is from RefSeq and is a predicted model, not a curated record.